Meriones unguiculatus (Mongolian gerbil) is the source of this 9042-nucleotide messenger RNA. RefSeq names its product heart development protein with EGF like domains 1 (gene Heg1). Gene Ontology annotation, biological process: heart development. NCBI's taxonomy places the organism in Eukaryota, Metazoa, Chordata, Mammalia, Rodentia, Muridae. The record is from RefSeq and is a predicted model, not a curated record. The transcript is spliced from 18 exons. Gene Ontology annotation, molecular function: calcium ion binding. Bases 65 to 4327 code for a protein of 1420 amino acids.
GCUCGCCGCCGCCGCCGCCCUCGGCCCGGCGCCCGGCAUGUGAGCGCGGGCGGCCGCCGCCACCAUGGCCUCGCCGCGCGCCCCGCGGUGGCCACCGCCGCCGCUGCUGCUGCCGCCGCUGCUGCUGCUGCUGCUGCUGCCGCCGCCCGCCGCCCCCGGGACGCGGGGCCCCCUCCCCUCCCGGGCCCACCGCGCGCUCCUCCCGGCCGCGGGGCCGCCUCCGUCGCCCGGCCCCGGACACGCGGCCCCCGGGCCGGGCUUGGCCACACGGAGGUCCGGACGUUCCGGCCGGGUCCCCCGAGGCGCCGCCACUGCCAGGAACCAUUGGCCAGAAAGUACCAACACUGAACCCCACCUAGGAAAUAGCCCCCUUUAUCAGAGUCAAGAGGACGCCUCAGGUUCCAGACAGGGAGUGACAGCUCAGACUGCCCAAAUGAGCCACGGUUCUUCAGAAGCCCCAGGAAACCCAUCCUUCCUGCCGGAGACAAGUGCUGAGGGGAGGAACAAGUCUUCCAGGAGUGCAGGCGUCACGGCUCUGCGCGCUGGACGCUCGCCUGAGAUCACCACAGCCCUGACCGCCCACGGCAGCUCCUCCUCCUUGGAGAGCUUUCCGCAGUCACCCAGCAGUCCCAGGUCAGAAGGAAGAAUCGCCUCUUCUCAAACAGAGCCUGGGACAUCCCCAGGCUUCCUGGAGAGGGGGAGGGAAGCCCCAGAAGAAGGCACUGUGCACACACAAAUGGCUGGCACCUGGCUUUCCAGCCAAGCCUCCCUUCACGCUCUGGAACCUAGGGAGCCGACUGUGUUCUCCCGAAAGAGAACCUCAUCGGGCCAGGAGCACUCCGGGCUGCCAUUCUCCUGGACCCAGAGUGGCCCUCCUUCCUCAGACCAUCCCGCCUCUUCCGGAAGUAUAAAGAAGAGUCUUAAUAACUCCACCUCUCUCCAAAGCUCUUCAGUCACCCAGACGAAGAGUACACAUGUCACCAGUACAUUCACGAACGGUGUCCAAAGAUUGCUCCAGUCUUUGACUGUCGGUGUGGAACCUAUAAAUGAGACAGAGAGUUCCUCUGAGCACUCCAGACUUGCCAUAACUUCAGCCUCAGUCCACUCUUCACCCUCUGGGGUAGACUCAAGGACAAACAGCAGACCAGCUGAGAGUCUGGGAGAGGGAGAAGGCACCGAGCCAUCUACAGAACAUGGAUAUGGAUUUCCAUCCAUACGCUGGCAAAGCGAUUCUCCCGCUUUUGGAGGACAUCAGCUUGCCAGCAGCUCAGAAGAAAGAAAUGGAAGUGCCGUGCCUCUGACUGAGACUAUGUUUAGGUCAGUCCCAUCUGCUGGUGACAGAGAGAGCCCAGGAUUGUGGUUCCCCGCCAAGAAUGAAACAUCCACAGAUACGGCAGAAAGCCCGGCUUUGCAUCCAGAAGCUGGGAGCACAGAGGUUUUGACUCAGUCCUCACACACUGCGCAACAGCCCCAAGGUGGUGGCUCAGGGUUGGGUGGGAGGAGCUACUCAGAGUCUUCCUCCUCUUCCUCUACAUCUUCCUCCGAAAAUCUGGAUUCCUCAGCACCGCGUGGAGAACACCCAACUCCGGGAGACGGCGCGUUGCUGCGUGACAGCUGGGACCUGGUGGAGAGUACUUCCGGAGGACGCUCCCCGCACGUGCACACGUCCGCGAUGCUCCCCCGAAGCGGGGAGCGCACGUUGCGGUCCCUCAGCUUCUCGAACUCGGCGACCCACCCGGCGCGCCCCACCCCGCACGAGAGCGUGACGGAGCACGCGGGCCUGCUGUCUGGGGCACCUGCCCUCGGAGUCACUAGACUCAGCUACAGUCAGGAGCGCGGCUCAGACGCUGAGCAGAGGACUUCCGGCGACCACACGGACCACGCCUAUGUUUCACCUACCUUCACCAAGGGAGAAAGGGCGUUACUGUCCAUCAGGGAUAACUCUUCCUCCUCAGAGGCCAGCGAGAGCUCAACCUCUUCCGUUAGGAUCUCAGACUCUCCACGCUUAGACUCCUCCUCCCCUUCUCAGGCUCAGGCUGAAAGAACGAACGUGCCGUCCUCCUACGAUGGCGACCCUGCUCUGUCUUCCACCGAGCCGCUGGUCCUGCAGACAUCCGGCCUUCCAUCCUACGCAUCCACCGUUCGCAUGCCAGACACACUGGUUCUUGAUGCCAGUACCAACCCUGCUGAGGACCCAUCUGAUGCAGGGGCCCCUUCACCUCUACCCUCACUGUCACUGCCCCACCCGUUCUCACCGACCUCACCAUCAGCUGGGUCCCCCGCCCAGCAGCUGAAGUCUACCUCUGCCCCGACCACGCCUUUGCCACCCUCACCGUCGCCAUUACCUAUCUCCUUGACGGUGUCGGCUCUUGCCCCACCCUCUGCCUCACAGACCACCUUCCCACUUCCAUCCUCUGCCCUUGCCCCUCACAGGGCCAGGGAGCCACGGGUGACUUCAGUGCAGAUGUCAACCGUGGCGCCGGCCAUCGCGCUGUUCCCCAUUAACCAAACAGCGGACCCUAAGAACCAGGGCACCCCACAGCAAGAGGAAACCACCACAGAGGCAAAGUCGCCAGGCGUGGUGGCUCUGCCCACAGACUCUACCAAAGCAGUAACAGCGAGCCUCCCUCCAGGGACCCCGUGGUCCCCAGCCUUAAUGGGGCUCUCCACAGAGCCAGCCACAAGCACCAGCUUAGUCCAGACGUCUCCAGCGUCGACAGCUGCCAUGCCUCAGACUACUCAGCCUCCUGUCACCAGUCCCAGGACCCUGUCAAGUACGGAAGCUUUUACCCCAGGCUCCGGCACUGUCCACACUACUCCAGAGAAACAGCUCCUGCCCACCGAUCCUGAAAUUCUAGGUUCAACGGAAGGGGCCGUCACCAUGGAACAGAGCCAAGUACCUGUGGAUCGAACCACUCACUCAGUCCUUCUGACCACCACAGCCAUCUCAGCAGAGGAAGUGACCACAAGGCUUGACCAUGCAGAGGAGUCCAGCCCAGUGUCACAUUCUCUCAGAACGUCUUCACCUCAAACCACAGGUGUCUCUACAGCUGCGGUGUUGACUUCCAGAUAUACCACCUUUGCUGCUCAGAGCACCCCACCACCGUCACCGACAGCAUUGUCGCCUCCAACCUCAGUCCACAGCUGUACCGUGAAUCCUUGUCUUCAUGGUGGCGAAUGCGUCGUGGACCUCACCGGUCGUGGGUAUCGAUGUGUGUGCCCGCCCGCCUGGCAAGGGGACAACUGCAGUGUGGACGUGAACGAAUGCCUGUCGAGCCCCUGCCCUCCCCUAGCCACGUGCGACAACGCUCAGGGAUCCUUCACCUGCAGAUGUCCAGUCGGCUAUCAGCUGGAGAAAGGAAUAUGCAAUCUGGUUAGAACCUUCGUGACUGAGCUUAAGUUAAAGAAGACUUUUCUCAAUGCCACUGCGGAAGGCCAUUCCAACAUCCAUGAGGUGGAAAACGAGAUCGCUCAAACAUUAAACGUGUGUUUUUCAACACUGCCUGGUUACAUCCGCUCUACAGUCCAUGUGUCCAGAGAGCCCAGUACAGCGGUCAUCUCUCUGCAAACCACUUUUGCCUUGGCCUCCAAUGUGACACUCUUUGACCUGGCUGACGGGAUCCAGAAAUAUGUCAACUCCUGCAGGUCCUCUGCUGAAGUGUGCCAGCUCUUGGGGUCUCAGAGACGGAUCUUCAGAGCGGGCAGCCUGUGCAAGCGGAAGAGUCCAGAAUGCGACAGGGAGACCUCCAUCUGUACCGACCUGGAUGGCGUCGCACUGUGCCAGUGCAAGUCCGGCUACUUUCAGUUCAACAAGAUGGAUCACUCCUGCCGAGCGUGUGAAGAUGGAUAUCGGCUUGAAAAUGAAACCUGUAUGAGUUGCCCAUUCGGCCUCGGUGGUCUCAACUGUGGAAAUCCCUAUCAACUCAUCACUGUGGUGAUCGCAGCAGCGGGAGGCGGCCUCCUACUCAUCCUGGGCAUUGCGCUUAUUGUGACCUGUUGCAGGAAGAGUAAAAACGACAUAAGUAAACUCAUCUUCAAAAGCGGGGACUUCCAAAUGUCCCCAUAUGCCGAGUACCCCAAGAACCCUCGCUCACAGGACUGGGGCCGGGAGGCCAUUGAGAUGCACGAGAACGGAAGCACCAAAAACCUCCUACAGAUGGCAGACGUGUACUGUUCGCCCACAAACGUAAGGAACCCUGAACUUGAACGCAACGGACUGUACCCAGCCUACACUGGACUGCCUGGGUCUCGGCACUCGUGCAUUUUCCCGGGACAGUAUAACCCAUCCUUCAUCAGUGACGAGAGCAGGAGGAGAGACUAUUUCUGAGUCCAGGAGAGAAGGGGGCGGAGGUCGUUUCUCUGCGCCACCUCCCCUGGCCACUGGCUGGAGGACUGUGCUGGAAGGGAGCACCGUGCUCCCCGGACUCAUCAGAGCCAUGCUUGAGGGGCGUGACCACAGUGGAAGGGACAGAUGGAUGGCGGAACCCAGGCCACUCGGUCCGCACCGUUGUUACUGUGAACAUGGGCGUGGGCCAGGACCGAGUCUCUGAAUGCCCGGCACGUAGAACUGGGUGUCUUCUGCAGCAGACCACUGGGCAUCAUUUCCAGGACCCAGUUGCCCCUUAAUUUGCACUUUAAUGGACUGAGCAGGGAGGUUUUAUUUUGGUGUCAUUCCCAGACUGUCCCUGAAAGCCUUCCACUUGGGUGGUUGAUUGGCAGCCAGGCGCUGGCACUGUUGGUUUCCUGCCUGGUGCCUUUGUGCUGAACAGAUGGAGGUGAGCAAUUCCGCUGUGAUCUGCCGUCAGGGGCAUAGUGUUUUAAGGUUCCUAGGUCGUCUGUGCUCAUUUCCAAGCCAACACCACAAAUGGGAACCUGACAUUUGCAAGGCACAGAGCAUAACUUCUGUAAGUCAAGGUGACAUGUUUGCUCACGAUCUGCUAAUUUUACUUUCCCAAGCAAGUACGAAUCAGGGCUAAACAACUCUCCCCUGGUUUUCAUUAGGAGAACCAAGCUUCCCCUUAGUGUGCCGAAGCAGGCAGUAUCAGGCUGGUCCUCCGUGAGGGGACUGCGUGGGGCCUGAGGCUCUGACCACCACCAGCAUGGAAACAGUCUGCAGGGAUGUAGGAGAAAAGGGAGAGGCAAGCGCGGGUGCGUCUGAGCCAGCGUCUCACCUGAAGGAAAAGCAGCCUGCCCUGAGCCCCACCCCGCAGCUGAAUGUAGCAGAGGAAUAGGCACAUUCCCUGCGCCCCCAAGUGCAAAAGCCCCAGGACUAGGGAGCUAGGAUGAGCCCACAGGUAAGGGCGGGUACCUGCUAAUCUUUGAACCCAUCACGUCCACAAAGCCACGGAAACGUCAGCCACUGUCAUUGAAGAGAAGCUUAGUUUCUCUUGCCCGGUCAUCGCCAUGUCUGUGUUCUUGUGCAGAGCCUCCCUCAAGAGGGAGUUUAGUUAGUUGUGGCCCACGUCAGCUUUGGCGAACUAAAGCGUGCCCAGCUAGGGGUCCUAGAGCUUGCUUUGGGGGAAGGAAGUCCUGUGUCUUAUUUAUUGUUUUGGGGUGGGACCCUGGGGGUAGGGGAGGCGGGGGUGGGGCUCUGUCCCCUGUGGAACUGUGUUCCUUUUUCCGCUUGUGGGAUGUCCUGGUUUGGGGUGAAGUGAAGAGGUCAAAGCGUUGCUGGGACCCUGAAGCUGGGAUCUUGGUAUCAUACCUUUCUGGAAAUAGGGCAGCUGUUGGAGAUGAUUCCGAAUGUGUUUCUGUGGAGUUCUCUGGUUCCUCUAAAAUGUACGAAGGUCCUCAUCCUGUUUCAAGUGUGAACCUUAUACCCUGGUCCCUACUGCUCACCGUCCUUUGCUCCAGCAGGACCCUUAGUCAGGUGCAUUGGAUCCUAAUCAUCACGUUGCACUUAGGUUAGUACAGUGAGAGUCCUGUUGGCUAUUGGUUGAUGCUAGCUUAAAGUUGCAGAGCAUUGUCAUCUACAAGCCAUGGGUCUGUGUGUGUGUGUGUGUGUACCAACAGCUCCCUGUGUCUUUGUGAGCUCCUGUGCUCCACUUGCCUGGGCCCAGAUCCUUUGUUGUGGUAGCCAGGUUCUAGCCACUCCGGAAGUAUCCCUGCUUGUCCCAAGCCUCGUUGCCGUAGGAAGAGCCAGUGUGGUGAUUGAUCCUGGACACACUUCUAAUGCCUUCAGCUGGCAUGGGAGCUGGUGAGCACCUGUUCAGGGGGCAGAGGCACAGCUGGCGGGUACCUGUACAGGGCUGGAAGCCUCAAGCCCCACAGAAUGAAAUGCUCUGUCCCAAAAGAAAACAAAAUCCUAGGAAGAAUUCCAACAUCCAGAAAAGUUCCUGUCAGUUCCAAAAAUGCAUGCUGACUCAUGAAUUUGGCCCAAAUAGAGUGGAGAGAGAGUGUUUCGGUUUUUUGUAUUUUGUAUUUUUUUUUUUAACUGUGAAAAACACGAGAGAAGCAAGCAAGGGUGAGUUCACACUGAGUCCACUGUUUGAGGUGGGGGAAGAGCUUGAGGUAGAAAGGCCCUUUCCUGCCAUUGGGAGGAACGGAGAGAGUGGGUGCUCCCCUAUGUGGGGUUACAUCCAGAAGGAGCCUGGAGACUGGCCACCAGCAGCCCAUGAGCAGGACAGACAGGCUGAGCCCAUGCCUGGGCAGGCAGAGUCUUCGAAGCACACGAGUGCUCAGAGUCAGCCCCCGUGCCUAGAGUGUGUAAUCUGUACAUAGAAAUGCACAGUCCUGCGGUGGGGUCCUUGUGUAAGAAAGGGGUUCUUCCCAAAUCCAGCCUGAGCUCUGUGCAAAAGCAAGGUGUGUUUCAUGCGUCACGAGCCAGCUCACGACCCAGCUCACGACCCUGGGUCCUGUUUCUUAGGGGGAUAAAUAGUGUCCCGGGUUCUCACCCUGGGCCAGGCUCUAUGCCAGGUGUUUGGCCGUACGGCUGCACCUGAGUUAGUUGAUGGUGUGCAGCAGUCAGAGAAGGGGCCUGGGAAUGUAGCUUAGAGCCUAGAGUGCGUGCCUAGCAAGUACCAAGCCCUGGGUUUGCUCCCAGGCACCAAGUGAGCUGGGCAUAGGAGUACACUCCUGUAAUCCCCGCCCUCCGAAGGUUGAGGCAGGAGGAUCAGGAGUUCAAGGCCUUCCUGGAGUACCUGACACCCGUGUACUCUAAAAGUCUCAAAAAUGAAAAAUGUUGACUGGUUUGCGGUUGGCAGGAAGCAUAUUGGUAUGUGGUUUGGGCUGUCAGAAGUGAAGGGGGGUGCUCUAGGUGGGUUUUUGACAAGCACAGCAGGGCUUAGGCACUCGACUUGAGGGAUGCCUGCCUUACUUUCAGCGGGAGGCCAUGGCUCCCACAUGUCACAACUGUGAACCUUCGGGAGCUGGGAUCGAAACUGACCCCAGUGGGAUGACAAAUGACCUUCCAACUGGGGAGGUUAUGUUUAGAAGCACCUAAGUCACGUUGAACCGGAACUACUGUAUGAUUGGUGCAGUCAAGAAGCUGCCUGGUGGCAUUUGAGGUCAAGGACUAAGAGAUGACUGCCAUGGUCGAAGAGAGGAAGUCAUGAAAGUCGGCCCACAGGAGAGAGCAGCAUCGUUGGAGGGAGACUGGCUGACCAACACGAGGAAAGUCUUCAAAGAUGCUGUCUGUUCAAGUGUGAAGCUCCAGAGCGGGCACUUGAGGAUCACCCCUGGCAUGUGGCUUUUGGGUACUUCCUGAAGCCACCUGCCCGGUAGUGACGUGUCCGGGUCUCUGUAACUGUGGGUUGUUAACUAAAGCAGUAAAGCUGGACAGCCAAGUUGUCCUUGGCUUAGUGUCCCAUAACACACUCAAAACUAGGGACUUUAUCCCUGUUUCUAAAUUUAUGUUGAUUUUUUUCUUUUUAGGCCAGAGCACUUCUUUGGGAAGAAGGACAAUACAGAGUUUUGUAUUUUGGUAUUAUAUUUAAAACAGCCUGCAAUAGCAGAUACUUUCUCUACCUGAAAGCUUUUUUUUUUCUUCUUCUUCUUCUUCUACUUAUUCUCCCGUGUUCUUCUUUGGGAAGGUAGGGCCAGGAAUGGAACCCAGGGCUUGCACAUACCAGGCAAGUGCUAGAUGGUAGAGCUACACCGCCUCUCAUUCCUUCUUUCUUGACAAUACCUUUCUAAGGUUCUCAUCAGCGUGUUUGGAGACAGAAAUGAUUUUGUAGUUUGUCUUUGGGUAUGUAUGUUCGUUCUUUCCCUUUCUUUUCUCAGAUCCCAAAGGGGAGGGGGGAGGUAACAGUGGGAACAUAGAAGUUAAAAUAAUAGCUUUAAGCCUUUAAAAAUAACUGGUUGAAAUAAUAGAAACCUGAAAGUAUUAAAUGCCUGUCGAUUCAGAUUCAUCGUACUUCAGUGUCUCCACAGGGUUACGCUCCGUUAUGUCUGAUGAAAACUCUUUCCUGGAGAGUAGCCUGUGAAACCAAAGGGAGAUGGACCCUUUAGGUCUGAAAGAGGCAGGUCCUGGCCUACACCUGUUACAUUGGGCAUUUUCCAAGAGGACAUUUCCAAGGGGCUGCCUGGUAGACUCUGCUAUAAUUUUGGAUGAUGGGCUUAAUGCCAUUGUUCUGAGUGGUUGAGGGUGGGGUGAGAAUAGUGGGAUGGAGCCAGUUUGUCAGGGGGAACUGAACCCACUCGCUUAGCUUUUGGGGCAUUACCUAGGCCUGUUGUACAGAGAAAAGGGCCAGUUCGCCAUGAGGUGCUGCGAGUUUGGGUGAUACAUGUGUGUUGCAGGCCUGACAGCUAAGUGGAGACGAGGCUGCAUUGCGAGCUCCACCCCCUUUGUCCUGGACUCUGUUCUGUGCGCCUUUAAACCAACAUCCAGGUUGACUGUGUAAAAGCCAUCAUGAGAAUGUUAUUUAAAGCUGUAUUAUGAUGUCACCUCCACUAAUUAUUCCGUACUGUAGUAGCAAAGUAUUAUUUGUAAGAAUUCGGUUAUUUUUAUACUUAUAUCCACUCUUAAGUCUGGCGUUCUAGUCAGCAAAAAUGAUGCAAUAAAAUUAAUAUCAUCCCCACUGGUUUUCUCUUCAAAAAAGCAAA